Molecule: messenger RNA, 4481 nt
Organism: Lepus europaeus (European hare)
Lineage: Eukaryota; Metazoa; Chordata; Mammalia; Lagomorpha; Leporidae
Gene: SSPN
Product: sarcospan
Exons: 3
Coding region: 44-760 (238 amino acids)
Cellular component (GO): sarcolemma; dystrophin-associated glycoprotein complex
Source: RefSeq, a predicted model, not a curated record
GCCGCACACACGCGCCCACCCAGCCACCCGGCCACCAGCCGCCAUGGGCAAGGACAGGCAGCCCCGCGGGCAGCAGAGGCAGGGGGACGCCGCCGGGCCCGACGACCCGGGGCCGAAGAAAGGCGCCGGGAGCCGCGGGCAGCGCGGGGAGGAGGAGGCCCGGACGUGCUGCGGCUGCCGCUUCCCGCUGCUGCUCGCGCUGCUGCAGCUGGCCCUGGGCGUCGCCGUGACCGUGGUGGGCUUCCUCAUGGCGAGCGUCAGCUCCUCCCUGCUAGUCAGAGCCACUCCAUAUUGGGCUGGGAUCAUUGUCUGCGUGGUGGCCUAUCUUGGCUUGUUUAUGCUUUGUGUCUCGUACCAAGUCGAUGAACGGACGUGUAUCCAGUUUUCUAUGAAACUGCUGUACUUCGUGCUGAGCGCCCUGGGGCUGGUGGUGUGCGUGCUGGCUGUGGCCUUCGCCGCCCACCACUACUCGCUGCUCACACACCUGACCUGUGAGAACGCCCCUGACUCCUGCCAGUGCAAGCUGCCGUCCUCGGAGCCACUGAGCCGGACCUUUGUGUACCGGGAUGUGACUGACUGUACCAGCAUCACGGGCACCUUCCAGGUGUUCCUGCUCGUCCAGAUGGUUCUGAACUUGGUCUGUGGCCUUGUGUGCUUGGUGGCCUGCUUUGUGAUGUGGAAACACAGGUAUCAGGUCUUUUAUGUGGGGGUCAGGAUGUGCCCCCUGUCGGCUUCCGAAGGCCAGCAGCAGAAGGUGUAGGAGUCUUGCUCAGAAUUGGGAGAGAAAAUGGCACACUGGCUAGCUGAGGUUAAAAAAAAUAUUGUUAAGGAGAAAGAGAAAACUUUUGCCAAUAUUGCUCUAAAUGAAUAUUUUUUAUAUUUUUUUUGGGAAAGAAAAGAGCAUUUCUUCAGGUUUCUAUUGUGUUUUUAAACAUUUGUAUAGGUACAACAAGAUAUACACUGAUUUGGGGGCUAUUCAAAGUCAAAAGCACACCAAACUGGGAAACAGUGGCAUAGAUCUGUCCUCACAGUCCGGGGUUUACUCUUAAUGCUCACUUUCGCCACCACUGAUAUACAGCUUUCUGGUUAAUACGGUCUGAGGUUUGUAGCGGCUGCCCCAGGUCCUUCCCGCCUCCUACCACUGUCCCCACGGAGUCUUAGAGAAAGGCAAGGUGUGGAGAAGUCACUGGGUAACCAGGCAGAAUCUCUUCGUUUCUCCUACUGGAGAUGUUGUCAAGGCCCAAAAUAUGAGCGAACUUCAAAAACCUCAUGGGAAGUGGAGUUCAAAGUUUAUUUUGCUGCCAAAAAAUUAAGAUCCACUCAUACACAGGGAUCUUCAAAAAGUUCACAGAAAAUGCAUAAUAUGGAAAAAAAAAGAUUCGUGGAUUUCAGAAUUUAGUUUGGACCAAAAUAAAGUUAUCUUUUAAUGCCAUUUCUGAAGUGCCCUCAUAGCUUGGAAAGCAGAGCAGAAAAGGAAGAGGCUUUGCAAAAAUACAAGUAAUUAUAAACACCUGGGCCAGGGCGGCGGCCGUCUCAGCUGCCUUCGCUUGGCUCCGUAAGUAGAUCACUAGCGCGGGGCUUGGCAGGGCUCUCUGCUUCUCAAUAAUUGAAAUAUGGUGGUAGUUGUAUUCUUAAUGAUGUAGAAGGUUUAAAAAUAAUUACAUUACGCUUCCAUUCUAUCAUCUACAACAAAUCAUUCAACCUAAUUUCUAGCUAAUUGUUAAUUAUAAUUAUGCUCAGAAGUCUAUUUAAUGAGCUCUGGCUGUACUUAGGCAGCUCUGUCAGUGGAAAGAGAAAUCAUUCUCAUAAGAGAAGAGGCCUAAAGAUUCUUUCUUCUGAAAGUCAAGCGUUAUAAGGGAAAACUUUUUUUUUUUUUAAUUAAUAGCUCAGGAUAAAAACACCAAUUUAAACAAAAACAAGAGCAUUUGUAAUAGGAAGUAUUUGUACAAAUAGCACGUGUGUGGCAUGUUGGAGAGUCUCUCUUUGCAGCUAAAUAGCUUUGAGGAAGGCUGGCUAAUGCAGAUGUGUUCUGUGCACAAAACUGUAUUUGCUCAUAACCCCAUUAUUGAUUCGUAGGCACAGCCAAGCCAGCGGCUCACAAUUCCGCUUUCAAGUCCUUAUUUAAGCACUGCGUCCUUUGAUUAGAGGGUAGUUUUUGUUUUGUUUUGGAGUGGCCUGACUUCAAGCCCAAGUCCCCGGUGAUGGGAGACGUCUGAACAAUAUCUUUGUUGUACAAAAGGAGCUCAAAACGGAAUUUCAUGCAGUUUCGAUGUUGUCAAGAACUUUCUCGACCAGUGUAGACAGCUGAAAGCAGAAAUUCAAGACAGCGGUUGGGCUGCACCUGCCUCUCCACACUGCCCAUCGAUACGCUUUCCUAACAGUGAAAUUCCGUAGUUAAGAGAAAGGCAUUUUCUUGUUUGCCCUGGAAGGCAGAUGAAUAAUUCCACUGAUGGUGAUAGUGGUGCCAAUCUGUAUAGCAUGGAACUUUCCAAAUUGAAAGCAAAAUGGUCAGUCGGUCAGCUGGGGGACUGCACGUACCUUGCAUGUCUUCCAGGUUAAGGACCUGAUUAACAGAUGUCACAGCCUAGGAAGGCUGUGACUCGUUUAUUGGCAGCUCAGCAGAUCAUCUCUGGAGUAGGAAGGAUCACACCCAGAAACUCCAUCGACAGGACACCAUGCCUCCUGGUGAGGACCCCAAAAUCUUUUGUGCCAAUCACUGAAUCCAUUCAGCUCUUGGAGGAGUUUCCUACGUAAGAAGAAUAUGAGAGAGAGUAAGCCAUGUUGCAGGCUGUCCCCAAAAGAGUAGGAGCAGAGCUUUAAUGCUGGCUGCCAGAAGCACAUCCUUAACACUUUCAGCCUACAGCUUUUUAUAACGGACACUGCAGGUUUUUAACGUGAGAAAAUCAGACUCCCCCCACCCUUAUGGUGCUCUAUGCUUUCCAAGUGAUUCACAGAAUAUUUCAAAUGGUAGAAUAAUUUUAACCGAUAGGCUUCUCCUUUCCAAGGAAUGCCACCAAUAAGAGCUGACUUUGAUGUUAGUAUAAUAGAGUAUGGGGUUUUGCUAUUGAUUGAUAGAAUUAUCCUUGAAUCACCAAAGAGAGAGAAAAAAGGAUUAUAAAUGAAGGAAUAAGAAAGAAAGAAGGAAGGAAGAAAGGAAGGAAGGGAGGGAGGAAGGAAGGGAGAAAAACAUCCUUUGCUGCAAGCUCAUGGUAAAUUGAUAUGUGUAAGAGUUGUGUUUCAUGAAUAACAAACUGCUUUGGGCUGGGUUUGAAGUAUUCUGAUGUUAUGUUUUGCAAAUAUUGAAGUUACAAUAACGACAACAGAAAAGGAACAGACACACAGCUUUACACUUAGCAAAAUGUUACAUUUAAAAUCUGACAAGGAGCCAAGAUGGUGAGUGUCUCCCCCAAACCAUAACACAGUCAGAAUUGCGCAAUCCUCCUCCUCUCCCACCGCCUUCGGGAGAAGUAAGUGAAUCAAGGCUCUGGAAGGCGGAGGAGCAGCCGGGACUUGGCAGCACUUGAAAUGGGAGGAAUACAGCAGCCCAAACGUACAGACUUUGCAAGCGAGCGGCCCGAUCGGGCUGUGCUCUCACGUGACAGCCAUCUGUACCUCCCUGGCUCGGUCCAAACGUGCGUAGGCCGCUCCUUGGAGCCAGGCCUAAAAAUAUAGCUGCACCAGGGCCCUAGAAACUGUAGUCAAGUAACAGGCCAAACUUUCCCCCCCUUUUUGGAUGAGAAAUGUGUAUGAUCUCUUCUGAGAGCCUUCCAGCUGCACACAUCUGUGUAUGGUUCUGACAGGGAGGACCCAUUAUAUAUGUGUUUUCCUUUCAUGUGCAGCACAUGAGAGUCUUUUCAUGUUCUUGCGCUUCCCUUCUUGCAUGCAGCCUCUCUGGAAAAUGUUGAUCGACUUUUAGUGACGGGUGGGAUGGAGGGUGAUCGGGGGAGACGCUGAGGACAGCGGCCCAGUGGUUACUGAGAGACGCAGAAAUGAGCUUGGAAGUCGCCUUGCAGAGCCAAUCACGUGCUGUCACAAAACAGACUUUUGCAUCGUCUAGCGACUGCCCAGAACUACUGCUGCGUAGCCAUACACUUCUGCAAAUCGGGCUGGCUAGCAUUCCUCACAGACUCAAAACUCUAUCUAAUGUUUUAGAUGACACCGCGUCCAGGGUAGCGUUCAAAAGAACCGAUGGCCAGAUAGUCUGACCACAGUGGAAACAUUCGUUUGGAUGAAGACUUCGUGGUUUAGCCUUUGAAAUGGAUACCCUGGUUCACGUCUUCUGCUUUUCUCGUACUCUAUUAUCUUGAAUGGUGAUUCUCCCCCUCGAAACUGCUGGUCAGGAUCUUGGUGUUGUGGUUCCAUCUGUCUGGCACUGAUCAAAUAGCGAGAGGAAAACAAAGUAUUCUGACAUGUUUGAGGUGGUUGUGUUUCAAGAGUAUGUGGAUAGCGCAGAGUUUCUUUAUUAAUAAAAUUCUUGUAAU